ACGCCGAGUUGGGUUUUUGGGCCCCUAGGUUGGCACUCCGGGACAGCUUGUUUGCCCUACUUCCCGCGCCUGCGGUCCAGCUCUGGUCCCGGACCCCUACUGCGGUAGCGCUCCGAGCUCCCCACGACCCGCAGCGCUGCCGAGCUCUGAAAAAAACAUCUUUUCCUGUAUCUGGGCAGAGUGUAGGGAGUGACAAGUUUGACUUCAAAGAGAAGGAGCCAGGCCAGUGAGAACAAUGGCCACUCCCUCUGGCCUUCAGCCUUUGCCACCCCUGGAGCAGGACCUGGAGGGGCAGGACCUAGAGCAGGAUGAGAUCCUGAUUGUGAAGGUGGAGGAGGACUUCUGCUGGGAAGAGGAGCCUCCUCUGGAGGAGGAAGACCCCAGCCCUGAGACUUUCCGCCAACUCUUCCGCCUCUUCUGCUACCAGGAGGUAGCUGGGCCCCGGGAGGCCCUGAGCCGCCUUUGGGAGCUCUGCUGCCGCUGGCUACGCCCAGAGCUGCGCACCAAAGAGCAAAUCCUGGAGCUGCUGGUGCUGGAGCAGUUCCUGACUGUGCUACCGGGGGAGAUCCAGGCCCGGGUGCGUGAACAGCAGCCCGAGACCGGUGAGGAGGCCGUGGUCCUCGUGGAAGGGCUGCAGCGGGAGCCCUGGAAACAGAGGCAGCGGGUGAGGAGGGGGGCAUUGCUCUUUAGCAAGGAGCUGAUCUUGAAUAAAGGGCCAUUUGGGCCUCUACUGCCACUUGUGUGUGCCGGAGCAGGGUGGUGGAUGAGCUGUGGGGAUUUGCCUGUGACUCUCAGCUCCUUCCCAGGCCCACCAGCCUCCCAGGAUCAGGAGAUGGUGACAUCAGCCUCAUCCUUCCUUUCGGCCUGGUCCCAGGUGCCGGAGACCUUGGAGGAUGUGUCCAUGUACCUGUCCAGAGAAGAGCAGAGAUGCCUGGACCCAGCUCAUCAGGACCAUAGUUGGGAUGUGCUGCGGGAGAAUGAGGGGCUCAGGAUCCAAUUGGAGGAUGGUGCCAACACCAGGAUGGACACACCGAUGAGAAUGGAGUGGUACCGAGUGCUGUCAACACGGUGCCAGGGUCCUGGCCACCCACUCCCAGCUCAGGGACUGGCCCCAGUCAGGAGCUUGGUUAGCUCCAAGCAGCUGAGAGGCUGCCUCCCACCAGAAAGAGGGGAGCCCCGUGGGACUGACAAGCCAUACACAUGCCCUGAAUGUGGCAAAGCCUUCAGCAAAACAUCCCACUUGACUAAGCACCAGCGCACUCACACUGGGGAGCGUCCCUACAAAUGUCCGGUCUGUGGGAAGGGCUUCAGCGACCGCUCCAACUUCAGCACACACCAGAGGGUCCACACAGGCGAGAAGCCCUACCCAUGCCCUGAGUGUGGGAAGCGCUUCAGCCAGAGCUCCAGUCUGGUCAUCCACCGCAGGACACACACAGGCGAGCGGCCCUAUGCAUGCACCCAGUGUGGGAAGCGCUUUAACAACAGUUCCCACUUUAGCGCGCACCGCAGGACGCACACAGGUGAGAAGCCCUACACGUGCCCGGCCUGUGGCAGGGGUUUCCGCCGUGGCACCGACCUCCACAAGCACCAGCGGACCCAUACUGGAGAGCGUGCUCCGCCACAGCCCCAAGGAGUCCAGGGCCCAGAGCCUGGCCACCAUGCACACAGUGCUGCUCCCAGGACGCUUGUCAGAAGUUCACAGUCGCAGAAUUUGUGAGGCCGCUAGACCCACUUCUGUCCCAGCACCAGAUGCCCUGAUCUGAAGGCAUUUUCUGUCGGUCUGGCAGUAGGACAGCUUGGGUACCCCAGCCAAUGCCAGAAGCCAGGCACAGACAGGGUGUCCGUCUAUCCUAGGGCAGCUGGAACAAGCAGCACAAGCCAUACUCCUCUGCCCCUGGGACUCUGGUGCCUGUGUCCUUAUACUGUAAGGACACCAGUCAUUGGAUUAGGGCCCCCCAGUCUACCCUGACCUCAUCGUAAGUAAUUACAUGGUCAAAAACCCUAUUCCCAAACAAGAUCACAUUCUGAGGUUCUGGGCAUAUGUGAAUUGGGCAGGGGGUACUCUCCAGCCCGAUGCCCCAUGUCACAAAUCCCAGCCUGCCUUUCAUCUUUGCCUUCCAAAAGCAGGCUGUGGGGCUUUUCCAGUAUUGCAUGGUGCCACAGGGGAGGGGGGUGAGUUUAGGGUCACCUUGGCACACUCCCAGCUACUCAGAGGAGGGCAAUGCCAGAGUGGGAAUGCCUCCUUGGAGACCCCUCUUCCUGGCCUCAUGUCACAGGGAGGAAACCCAGAGAUUCCACUGGGCCUGACAGCUCUCCCCAGGACGGGGGCCCAGGGCUGCCCUUGUUCUGACCCUCGGUGGUGGUUUUCCAAUGUGGCCCUUCUUGGUUGCCCCCUUCAUCUAUAAGAAUUCUCCCCCUUCCGGCUUUUGUCUAGCCUGAGACCAUAAGCCUCUCUGAUCUGCACACCCAGUCUUGGUGAGUGGCUGGCAGGGGGCAGUAUGAUGAAGCCCAUGGUGGGUUUAGUCAUCAUGGAAGUAAUAGGACAGCUGCUGAAACCACUGGGUUCUGGAACAUUCCAUCCAGGCAGUGUGGCUCCAUCCGUGGCUGGGUGGCCUUGGCCCUCAUCCCAGCCUGUGAUGCCCCAUCCUGUUUUGUCGCCUAUUUGCUGUAUAAAUUUUCACCUUUUGACACAACCCAGGUUCCAUGGUACAGGACCUGCUCUUUCUUCGUUCCCUUAAUAAAUAACAUCAGUCCUC
Otolemur garnettii (small-eared galago) is the source of this 2756-nucleotide messenger RNA. RefSeq names its product zinc finger protein 500 (gene ZNF500). The record is from RefSeq and is a predicted model, not a curated record. Gene Ontology annotation, biological process: regulation of transcription by RNA polymerase II. Bases 236 to 1717 code for a protein of 493 amino acids. The transcript has 5 exons. NCBI's taxonomy places the organism in Eukaryota, Metazoa, Chordata, Mammalia, Primates, Galagidae. Gene Ontology annotation, molecular function: DNA-binding transcription factor activity, RNA polymerase II-specific; RNA polymerase II cis-regulatory region sequence-specific DNA binding.